CACUAGAUGAGCCAGAUGGAACAGUCGAUGGAACAGUCGAUGGUGCACUGGAUGAGCCAGAUGGAACAGUCGAUGGAACAGUCGAUGGUGCACUGGAUGAGCCAGAUGGAACAGUCGAUGGUGCACUGGAUGAGCCAGAUGGUACAGUCGAUGGAACAGUUGAUGGUGCACUGGAUGAGCCAGAUGGUACAGUCGAUGGUGCACUGGAUGAACCAGAUGGUACAGUCGAUGGAACAGUCGAUGGUGCACUGGAUGAGCCAGAUGGUACAGUCGAUGGUGCACUGGAUGAGCCAGAUGGUACAGUCGAUGGUACAGUCGAUGGUGCACUGGAUGAGCCAGAUGGUACAGUCGAUGGUGCACUAGAUGAACCAGAUGGAACACUCGAUGGUGCACUAGAUGAACCAGAUGGAACAGUCGAUGGAACAGUCGAUGGUGCACUGGAUGAGCCAGAUGGUACAGUCGAUGGUGCACUGGAUGAGCCAGAUG
Messenger RNA from Pichia membranifaciens NRRL Y-2026, 486 nucleotides. RefSeq lists its product as hypothetical. The annotation marks the transcript as partial. The record is from RefSeq and is a predicted model, not a curated record. The transcript is spliced from 4 exons. Lineage: Eukaryota; Fungi; Ascomycota; Pichiomycetes; Pichiales; Pichiaceae.